AUGUAUUACGGAGGAAGAAAGACGGAAGAAAAUGCCUUUGAAUUUUUCAUCGUGAGCGGGGCAACUCUAAACAAAUAUUCUUACAACCCAGCCAGUAAUGUCAUCAGUUUGCAAGACGUCCUAAAAAUGUCAGACAUUGAGGCUGAAAAUGCAGAGAUUGAAGAAGUCGCGUUUGAUCAGCCGAUGGACGACAAGAAGCAGUGGAUUUAUUUGACGUUCAAGCAACACGCAUCCAUUAUUGAUGUCACAGGAAGAGUUCACGGUACGAAGAAACACCUCCAUAAGCACCGAAUCAGUGCAAUUGUUGCAUAUGGAUCGUCCGAAUUUGUGGUAACUGGUGAUGAAAAAGGCAUUUUAAAAAUGUGGGGAACUCGAUGGGCGCUUAUCACAGAAAUUCAUCCGCAAACAGCCAAAAUCACUCAUCUAAUUGAACAUCCGAAUGGACGUGCUGUACUUUCAUUUUCAGCAGACCAGACAAUUUUUGCAUGGAGUUUAGACAGCAAACUUAAGUUAGAAUCCAUGAAAUGUCCUGAAAUAGUGGAAAGAAUUGCAAUAAACACGGAAAGAAAGGCGUUUAUAAUUUCUGGACCAAGAAAAUUGGUGUUAUUCAAGAUGGACGUAUUAUUUUUUCCACUUUCCCAAAUGAGUGCACCUCUAAGCAGCGUGGGAUUAACGUGGAACCCAGAAUUUCCCAUCAGAACCGUCGUCUACACCCAAGACAACGCCGUAAGAAUAAUUAACCCUGUGUCAGGUCGAAUACUUAAAUCUGCACUUGUCAACCCACCCAAACCACAAUUAAGCAGUUUAGUGUACAUACCUCAAUAUGAAACAAUCUACGUCCUGAAGACGUCAGCAGAGGAUCCAAACUCACUGGAAAUCCAAAUUUUUGAUGGCACACAGAACCCAUGCCGAAUUAAGGAGACUUGGAGUGAGAUGAAAUGGGAUACUUCAGUGACAGCAAUUGCUUUGUUUGAUUAUCAUAAAAGUCUCAUUGUUCCCGAAAAAGGACUGCUCUUCACUGCAAAAAAACAAGCUGAAAUUACAGAAGCUGUGACUUUCCUUAUUGCUGGAACGCGAGACGGUUGUCUAUGUAGAAUUGACCCAAUAUCCGGUCACCUUGAAUACAAAACUGAAUGUCACAAGGGCCAAGUGAACCAAAUUGAGAUAAACCCGGAACUCAGCCAAUUUAUUAGUUUGGGAGCUGAGCCCUCGCUCAGAUUGUGGAAGGUAGAGUUGUCCAAAGAGGAGCAAUUCGUGCCCCUACUCGACAUUUCAUGGAAAUAUCCGAUAAGACAUGUCGCCCAUGUUCGAGAAGUUCUAGCCUUCGCAUUAUCACAUCAUGAUUCUGGCAGCCACAAAGUUGUAAUGUUCAACACAUCUGAAACCGAACGGCACGACCACAGGCAGCACUUUGCCCAUGCUAAGGAAAUCCUCUCACUCUCGUCAUGCAGAGAAUUGAUGCUGUUUUGCUCAGCUUCAAAAGAUGAGACGAUUCGAGUUUGGAAUGAAAAAGCAGAACUUGUUCGGCUUCUUGUUCUCAACUGGUGCCCUUCGUGUGCUGGAUUUGGAACGAGGCAGGGGGAUAUUCUGGUCGGAAUUGAUAACAAUCUUCACGUGAUACCCGCGGACAAAUACUUGUCGGUAAUCUACAGGAAUCGGGCCCUGAUGGACGGACUCACAGCGGGGGAGAAGGAGGGGGCGACUCCACUGAAUGCGGCGAGGUCGGGCCAGGACCCGAGGAUGUACCUCGUUCUUGAGGAGGAGGAUCGGUUUGAGAGGGAAGCCAAGGAACGGGAGAAGGAGCGGGACAAGGACAAAAGCAAAAAGCCUGCCGAACAUGCAAAGGAGCAGCGCCGGAAGCAGAGCGAGACAGACUUUAUGGAAGAAAAAAUCCCUCCUAUCGGACCAUUUCAUGAGCCCAAAGACUCCCAGAGGUCGCAAGACUACGCCAAGUACGCCUUCUUGGAAGAAGACCUCAAACAAAUUGUAGAAGGCAAUCACCAGUUUUCUAUCUAUGUGCCAGACUUUCGAAAAAUGACAAAAAAGCAGUUAGACGACUAUGGGAAGACUAUUUUCCCUGAAGAUGGGAACAAAAGAAAAAUGUUUGCCUCCGAGUCGAGGAUUGAUUGUUUGCAUGAGAUGGAGAAACAUGCCAAAGACAUUGGUAACAACGAAGGCAACAUUUGAACAGGCCCGAUUUCUGCAAACUAAUUGAUUACGCAAAGUAGGUAUUCUUGUACAUUAGUGUGCAAUUUAAGUGUAAUGACCUGGGGCAUUUUGCAUACCUUGAUUUACAAAUAUAAAUAUGACAAUAAAUUUAAAUAAGAGCAGCUCCAUACAGUGAGAUGCCUCAGUCAUUAACCACGGCAAAUUUUGUUGUAUGCAAAUCUUGUAAAACUGUACGUAGCUACAUAUGUGAUUUUAAGAUGAUGCGGAAGAUAUAGUCAGUGGUCGACAUUUACUGCCCAGUGUCCCGAUUUCCAUACUAGAGAAUUUCUUUAUGGAAAUGAGACGUACUUAUGAUGUGACAGGAGAACCUAAAAUAUAUGUUGGCAUUUAUUCUCUCUAAUAAGCAAAGAAUGCCGGCUUUUUCUUAUUUCCAGUGCAGUUCUCUUCUGUCAGCUUCCCAUCAACCAUACAUUGAUUAGUGAGUGAGCAAUGAGGAAUAUGUACUUUCCCUCAAAAUAUUAAAAGUGGAUCGUAGUGAAUCUGGAUCACUAAUUUCAAAUACUCACAAAAUUGGUUGUGCAGCAGUUGUUUUUGAUAAAUGCUCACUAUAUUGCUGACACCACCCCCAUUAACUCACAAAUACACAUAUACAUAGUCACGACGAAAAUCGUCUUUUCCCUGGUGUAACUUUAAUAUUUAAUGAACAUAACUAAAAGCGCAAUUUAUUUUGGACUUAUUUGCUCGUCCAAUAAUUUAUUUACAUAAAAAACAGUAAAGGUCUACAUAUAAUAAACUUUUAAACAUUUGGUGAGUACUUUGUUACAUAAUGCCAUUAAUAAUAUAGAUUAAUAUGCACGUAUGAUAUGCUGAGCUGACCAUUACUGAAUUAUCUAGGUGCUGUGUAAGUCAUAUAAAUUAUUUAGGUUAAAUCAAAUCCUUUGAUUCAAAUCCAAAUCAAGUCCACCAUGAUUUAAUUUUGUAUAAUUCAUGAAUGUUGUGAGGGGGAAAGUGGAAAACGUUAAACUAUGUAAAUACAAAUACGAUUCCUUAAUUUAA
Molecule: messenger RNA, 3225 nt
Organism: Folsomia candida
Lineage: Eukaryota; Metazoa; Arthropoda; Collembola; Entomobryomorpha; Isotomidae
Exons: 13
Coding region: 1-2187 (728 amino acids)
Molecular function (GO): protein binding
Source: RefSeq, a predicted model, not a curated record